Molecule: messenger RNA, 753 nt
Organism: Cetraspora pellucida
Lineage: Eukaryota; Fungi; Glomeromycota; Glomeromycetes; Diversisporales; Gigasporaceae
Source: the annotation of a GenBank genome assembly
AUGUUUGGAUACUAUCGUAUGAUUAAAACAGGAAAUCCAUCAUAUCCAAAAAAAAACCUGUGCACAAAAGUCACAGAAGCGUGGAAGCUUGUUAAAAAAAAAAAGAAAAAUGAAAUUGAUGACAAGAUUAGAGAAUAUCUUACUACAUCUAUUCCUAUACAAUCUUAUGUUUCUCAACCAUUUUAUAAAACGGUCUCUAAAAAUGCAGCAGUACAAAAAAAAUUACUUGCUAUAAAAAAGGAAAAUGCUAAAAAAUUGGUUGAAUUGAAAGCAAUUUACGAAGCAACCAAAGAAACAAAAAAAAUUAGUAUUUUAAAACAUAAUGCAGCCUAUCAAGCAAAAUCAAAUGCAAAAAAAUUGAAAAGACUUUAUGAAAAUCAGGAAGUUGUAGUAUAUAAUAGCCCUGGUCGACCACCUCUUCUUUUUAAUUAUUCAGAUCUUUAUGAGCAUAUACACAAUUGUAUUGAAAAAAAAUAUAAUAAAUAUCUUUCAAGGACUACACUUAAUAAUUACCUUUUGCUUCGAAACUCCUCAAGUAUUGCCACAAGAGUGCACCACCAUCCUGCCUUAGUAGCUAUUACAAAUGUUUCUAGAUCAGAAAAAAAAGAACACACUGAUGAAUACUAUUGCCUUGCUUCAGUUAAAGAUGUUAGACAAUUCGCUGCAAUGUUUCUCUAUUAUUCUGUUGUCAUCUCACAAGAUGACAAAGCAAAGGUUUUAUUUGAAAUUCCAGCUGUUGGCAAAACUUUUUAA